Molecule: messenger RNA, 813 nt
Organism: Eimeria necatrix
Lineage: Eukaryota; Apicomplexa; Conoidasida; Eucoccidiorida; Eimeriidae
Exons: 3
Coding region: 1-813 (270 amino acids)
Source: RefSeq, a predicted model, not a curated record
AUGCAAAUCAGGCGUGAUACCACUACACCAUCCGCCCUGGAGAAUCCCCUUAUUUGCUGCUGCCCCCCUCAGCAGCAGCAGCAGCAGCAGCAGCAGCAGCAGCAGCAGCAGCAGCAGCAGCAGCAGGGGACUCUGCAGCAGGGUGGGCUGGGCUGCAGCAGCUGCAGAGCUGCUGCUGCCGAUCGGCUGCAGGCCGCUGCCAAAGCGGGGCUGCUGCUGCUGCGCCGCAGCAGCAGCAGCAGCAGCAGCAGCAGCAGCAGCAGCAGCAGCAACUCCAGGGCGGAUGGUGUAGUGGUAUCACGCCUGAUUUGCAUUCAGGAGGUCCCGGGAUCAAUCCCCGGCCACGACCACGAGAGAGAGCAGCACCUGAUAAAAGAGCAGCAGCAGCAGCAGCAGCAGCAGCAGCAGCAGCAGCAGCAGCAGCAAGCUGAAGCGCCCCUGCACUGUCUGUAUACCUCAGGAGGCAACAGGAGGUCCCUAGCAGCAGCAGCAGCAGCAAAACCUCCAGUUGACCCUGCAGCAGCAGCAGCAGCAGCAGCAGCAGCAGCAACAGUAUGCAGGCGAGAAACAGGUUGCCGAGCAGCAGAAACACCAGCCACCGCAGCAACAGCAGCAUCACAGCAGCAGCAGCACCUGCCACAGCAGCAGCAGCAGCAGCAGCAGCAGCAGAAGCAGCAGCAGCAGCAGCAAAAGCCGCUCGCCUACUUGGGCAGCACACAGCUUAUUAGGGUAACUAUGUGGAUCGACAUGAAGCCAAUCCGCCUGCAGCAGGAAACACAACAACCCCACCAGCAGCAGCAAGAGCAGCGGUAA